Molecule: messenger RNA, 381 nt
Organism: Chondrus crispus (carragheen)
Lineage: Eukaryota; Rhodophyta; Florideophyceae; Gigartinales; Gigartinaceae
Exons: 1
Coding region: 1-381 (126 amino acids)
Source: RefSeq, a predicted model, not a curated record
AUGACCGCGACAUCGACCAAGAUUAGCAACUUCUUCGUAUUGCGCCGCAACUCGUCGCAUUAUACAUCUAUCAAAGACCAAGCGCUCAAGCAUUCAGCUCUUUAUGUACAAUACAAAAACAAAAACAAAAAAAGAAACGCUAUUAGCUUUUUUAUGCUAUUGGGCGCUCCUAAGAGCGAGCAAGAGAAGUCGAUUAGCAGCCGGCGACCUUCUCUCACACAAAACCGGUUAAGUCUCCAAAUGUCGAUUCAGGCGCAAAUCAAAAUUGGUCUUCCUCAAUGCCUUUGCGAAUCCACUCAUCAAUCACAGCCUCCAACGCUGUUAAUUCCCUCAGCCCAAGUGCGUUCACACUCUCCUGAGCUGCAGCCCCAAGCACACUAA